This is a messenger RNA of Corticium candelabrum, 1261 nucleotides long. RefSeq lists its product as uncharacterized. The transcript has 14 exons. Lineage: Eukaryota; Metazoa; Porifera; Homoscleromorpha; Homosclerophorida; Plakinidae. Bases 20 to 1261 code for a protein of 413 amino acids. The record is from RefSeq and is a predicted model, not a curated record.
UACACCACCGUUGGACGGAAUGGCGUCAACACCGCCUGACGUUGACCUUGAUAGUGCAGGAACCGAGGUGUCAGAUUUUCCUCUGGUGGCUGUCCCUCCUUCUACUCCGCACAGCAAACUGAGAGAAUCAGCAGACGUUUCUACAAGCGACGCUUUUCAAUUGCUAGACGAACUGCUUAGUGAAGGCAAGGUGGGAGGUGAUCGAGUUGCCAGACUAAAAGCUAAAUAUAUGGAACUUCACAGCACACUCAAAACUACUCGUGAUCAUGAGACAGCUCUUAUACAGCAAGCAAAAGAGUACACUCAACAGGUUGCUGCUCAGCAAGCACAAUUAGACAAGGUUGAUCGAAUCUUAGAAAGCGGAGACACCUCUGAAGCUAUUCAACUUAGACGAGAAUUGCUAUCUCAUGUGAAUGAACUUUCACUCUCCGAGGAUCGAUAUGAGAAGUUGAUGUAUGAUAUAUAUCUACUAGAAGAAGACAGAAAGGAGGCUGAGAGGGAAUAUGACAGAACACUGAAGCCAGAGGAUCUUGAGCAGAAGAUACAGGAAAUCAAUAAAGCAAUCGAGAAGCUGAAGGAUGAAAUAAGUCAGAGAACACAGGAUUCUAAGCAGCUGCUUGAAGCAAUUGAAGAGCGACAGAGACUAGCAGGUCUUGCUGCAAAAGAAAUGGAUGAAGGCUUAUUUAAGCAGGUUAAGCUAAAGGAUGAUUUUGUGCAAGAGACAACUGCUGCUGCUGCAGUUGCUAAAGAACUGGAGACAUUGAAGUUAACCAAGAUCAAUGUUGAGGACCAGAAAAGCAGACAAGAAGACCUUGCUAGUCAAUUGGAUGCUCAGUAUCCUUACUGGAAAAGAAAGCUUUUCUUAGUGGUUUACGUAAACACUCAGCCACACCCCAAACCUUGGCAAUCUUUACGUACAGGCCUUUUGAUUGGGAGGGUUCACUGCCGCUUGAGAGGGAAAGUGUUGCAUUUUACUGGUUACACCCACACUAAGAAAAUGAUGUUUUCAGCUUUUAACGUUCUAAUGGGUAAUCGGUUGUCUUGGUACGUGUGGUAUGGAAGAUGGGAAUACUUUGCCAUGCCCAAAAUCUACAAGUAUGAGUCUUUUUCCUUUUCAGUUAGGCCAUCUAAAGAACUCCACAUGAUAAGGGUGACAUUUUGCAUGACAGGCCAGUGUUUAUUUGGGCAUAAUCCCGAUGCGGAAAACUUUGUUGCUGAUUGGGACAAAAUGUUGGCAAGAACACUGUCUUUUCUGUUUUAG